Molecule: messenger RNA, 2405 nt
Organism: Electrophorus electricus (electric eel)
Lineage: Eukaryota; Metazoa; Chordata; Actinopteri; Gymnotiformes; Gymnotidae
Product: putative methyltransferase-like protein 24
Source: RefSeq, a predicted model, not a curated record
UUCACAGCCAAUAGACUCGAACUUUCCUCACUCAAUCGCUCACGAACAAGGUCAGACCAGAGCGCUACAGCUCUUAAUCGUCUGAUAAACCAGUGCUCAAGUUUAUUUAUUUUUGGGAUUCACAUGUGUGUUCAUUCACUCAACAGUGUAUUUAGUCAUACACUUAUUAGCUAGCUAGCUAGCUAGAAGUUUAGUAGACCUAGCAAUAGUGACCAUGGUCAGGUAUUUCGGACAUCGUACUUUAAAUGGGCAAUUGGCUAACUAGUUGGUUAGCAGCAUUUCCUACAGCUGGAAGAUGGAGAGAAGGAACAUUUUGCCUCGUAGACGGACACAGAAUGACAGUAUUUGACAAUCCAGGACCCAAAUUAACAAGACUGUCACACAUGUGAACUCUGUCAGAGCAGCAUGGACCAAGAUGUUCACAGACGGUGGACUUUGUAAAUGGUGAGCUUCACUACUCAGCCCAAUCCAGAUUUAUGCAAACAAGCAAGAAGGAUGAGGGCACUCAACAGAUGGGAGAGCAACCCUCCAACCCAGAGUGGUGAAAAGAGAAUGGGAUAAAAAAGAAAGAAAACAGACUGAAAGCUAACCAGAAGUGGAAGAGAAAGAAAAUAAGAGAAUAUGGGAGCAUUCAAAGGCCUGUAAGUGGAGAGAAGAACUCUUGAGAAUUCACAUGCCUGUCACAGGGCAUAUGAGAGAGAAAGAACGGAGGAAAUCUGUGAUGCUGAAGCAAAGGGUGAGCCGGUGGGUUCUCCUGCGCGUUUGCAUGCUUCUCUCCAUUUUGUGUGUUUGUGCUCAUGUCUACGUGGAGUUUAAGGGCUACGGUCUAAGGACCUGGUGGAGGGUCAUCCCAUUGCUCCCCAAACACCCACAGCACAACAGCAAGCCUCCCUCUCUGUCUGAGGCAACCGGACGCUGGAGAGACUCGAAGAUCGCGUGCUGUCCACCCAUACAGCAGUACAGGAAGGCUCUCAGGUGGAAGAUAGAGCUGGAGCCAUGGGCCAGUGACGGUCACAACCUGGAAGCUGAGGCAGUCAGAUUCAUCAAGUACAUCACUACGCCACAGGUGUCUUGUGAAAUCGCCAUGCCUCCAGCAUUACAAAGAGAGGAGGCUCAGAAAUCAUGGGUGCUUUGUUUGGAUGACAAAUUCCCCAGUGCCCAGCGUCUCAACACUAAACACUGUAGAGUCUACUCUUUAAGGCUGGGAGGGGAAGACCUGUGGCUGGAGAAGGCUCUGGCCACCGCUGGCUGCGAGGUUCACUGUUUCGACCCCAGCAUCGGCGCGGCACACCUUCAGGACUCAGGGGUGUGGCUGCACCGGCUCUCCAUUGACUGGAGGGAGCCAAACCCAGCCAUCUCAGCACAGAGGCAACGCAGCAGCACCAAGAAGCUGGCCGCCAUCCUCAAUGACUUUGGGCACAGACAGGUGACGCCGAACACCGCCGAGAGGUUUAACUUUGCAAAGCCAUCAGGCCUUUUAAAUGUGCAAAUUGGAUGCUUUGACAUCUUCAUAGUCAAAGAGCACUAAUUAAAAGUUCCUGUAGAAACUCACUUUAGAGUUGGUGUUUUAAAUGAGCCUCCUUAGCUAUGCGUGUCACUGAUGGCUCGUAAAUGGAAUUAGAUUUCAUAUUCUGAAGUGCGAUGGCAUGGUUAGCUAGACACAUGUGUUACAUAUGUGAAUAGUUUCCAAGGGUGUACUUUUUCCUGGAACAACCAAAAUGACAAAAACAUUGAAAAAUCCAUAAUUUGUCUCCAAAUAUUUUGUAAAUAGUAUAACAAAAAGAGAAGACAUUUCUUUGGAGCAGGAAAUACUGUCAUGCACACUGAUACUAUGGUCCCUAUUUCAGUAGGCUGCUUUGUGAGACAGGGGAGGUUUGUUGAAGUGUUAGUUUGUUACAUCACAGUAAACUGAAAAUCACAUAUGCAUGUGACACCCCCACAAAUUUUAACAUCAGACUACAUAAAGUAAAUCACUGCAAAAAAGAUGGCUUGUGAGCCCCCAUCCAAGAAGAACUCCAUUAAACCUGUACGUGCAUAACCAUUUAAAAUAACAAUCUCUAAAAGUCCUGGUGAUUUAAAACAAAGGGGUGGGGGUGUCUUUAAAGAGGUUACCGGCUCCUUCAUCCAAGUUCGUCAACACCUGUCAUUCAGUCACAUGGCUCACAGCCAAAUUAACCGAGGGAUCACUCUCAGCAACUCACACUUCCUAAAGACUUCUCACGAAUUCUAGGCUCACUCUACUCUCCUAAGACGUUCCGUACGCGCACGUUUACAGUUAUCCCCAAAAGCCUCCAGCUCAAAGAAUCGUCACCUAUUACUACUACUCCCGUCCUUUGGUUACCUAAUUAGAAUACAUCCUCCAUCUUCUAAAGGACCAAGAAAAUCCAGGGGAAAAUAAAAAUGAA